Messenger RNA from Phytophthora sojae, 1658 nucleotides. RefSeq lists its product as hypothetical. Gene Ontology annotation, biological process: L-histidine biosynthetic process. Bases 21 to 1658 code for a protein of 545 amino acids. The record is from RefSeq and is a predicted model, not a curated record. Gene Ontology annotation, molecular function: imidazoleglycerol-phosphate synthase activity; oxo-acid-lyase activity. The transcript is spliced from 2 exons. Lineage: Eukaryota; Oomycota; Peronosporomycetes; Peronosporales; Peronosporaceae.
CGACUCAUAGGUUAGGAUAAAUGGUGGAGGUGACGGUGCUGGACUACGGCGCCGGCAACGUGCGCAGCCUGAAGAACGCCAUCCGCGCGACCGGCCACUCGGUGAAGGAUGUGACCUCGGCCGAGGACAUCCGCAACGCCGGGGUGCUCAUCUUCCCGGGCGUGGGCAACUUCCGCGCCGCCAUGGAGUUCCUGAACGCCAGCGGCUACGUGGACGAGCUCAAGGCGUACAUCGCGGCGGACCGGCGCUUCAUGGGCAUCUGCCUGGGCAUGCAGACGCUGUUCGAGGGAUCGGAGGAGUGCCCCGAGCUCAAGGGCCUGGGCGUGAUCAAGGGCAAGGUGGCGCGCUUCCCGUCCGAGCAGGUGACGGUGCCGCACAUGGGCUGGAACGGCAUCACGGCCUGGAAGAAGUCGUCGCUGUUCGCGUCCCUGCCCGUGAGCACGGAGGAGGCCAAGGUCUACUUCGUGCACUCGUUUCGCGUCAUCAAGACGGACAAGAACGCGGGCUGGGUGCUCACCACCACCAACUACGGAGACCUCGAGUUCGUCAGCGCCGUGCAGAAGGGCAACGUCAUGGCCACGCAGUUCCACCCGGAGAAGAGUGGGGUGGUGGGUAUUGCCAUCCUCAAGGGCUUCCUGGAGAACACGGCGUUGGCGGACCACGACACCCCCAUCGCCUCGGCGGCCACGGCUCCCCGUACGACGCUGUCGAAGCGUGUCAUCGCAUGCCUGGACGUGCGUGCCAAUGACCAAGGAGACCUGGUGGUGACCAAGGGAGACCAGUACGACGUCCGUGAGGACAAUGCCGAGGGCGACGUGCGCAACAUGGGCAAACCCGUGGAUCUGUGCAAGCGCUACUUCGACGAGGGCGCAGACGAGGUGGCCUUCCUCAACAUCACCAGCUUCCGCGAGCAGCCGAUGGGCGACCUGCCGAUGGUUCGAGUGCUUGAGGCCAGCUCGGAGUGCGUCUUCGUGCCCCUUACGAUUGGCGGCGGUAUCCGCGAGUACGUGGACGACCAGCUGAAGACCCACUCGGCUCUGGAUGUGGCGGCGCUGUACUUCCGCUCGGGUGCUGACAAGGUGUCCAUUGGUAGCGAUGCCGUGUACACAGCGGAGAAGUACUACGCUAACGGCGGCAAGGGUGACGGCACCAGCUCCAUUGAGACCAUCUCCGCGGUGUACGGCAACCAAGCUGUCGUGGUGUCCAUGGACCCGAAGCGAGUGUACGUGGCGUCGUUCUAUGAUGAGAACGCCAAGGGCCACAACGUCGUGAAGCUGUCCAAGCCUGGCCCGAACGGCGAGGAGUACUGCUGGUACCAGAUGACGGUGCGUGGUGGACGCGAGGCCCGUGACAUUGACGUGGUGCAGCUGGCCCAGGCGGUUGAGGCUCUUGGUGCUGGUGAACUGCUGCUCAACUGCGUGGAUAUGGACGGCCAGAAGGCUGGCUACGACCUGGAUCUGAUCGCGCUCGUGAAGAAGUCUGUGCGUAUCCCCGUGGUCGCGUCCAGCGGUGCUGGCAAGCCGGAGCACUUCACGGAGGUCUUCGAGAAGACGAACUGCGACGCUGCCCUCGCGGCUGGCAUCUUCCACCGCAAGGAGGUGGCCAUCCAAGAAGUCAAGGCGCAGCUGCACACCGACAACAUCAGUGUGCGUCUCUGA